Macrosiphum euphorbiae (potato aphid) is the source of this 1044-nucleotide messenger RNA. The record is from the annotation of a GenBank genome assembly. Lineage: Eukaryota; Metazoa; Arthropoda; Insecta; Hemiptera; Aphididae.
AUGGCACAUUACAAAGGAGCUGCCAGUGAAGCUGGCCGUGCUAUGCAAUUGAUGAAAAAACGGGAGCUUGCUCAAGCUGAAAUUGAGUUACGUAAGAAAAAAAUUGAAGAAGAAAUGAAACUGUCAAAUAUAGAAAAUAAGUUUGCCAAACAUUAUGAUUCUUUGGAGGCACAGCUCAAGAGCUCGACUAUUGGUUUGGUGACCCUAGAUGAAAUGAAAGCUAAACAAGAGACGGUUGUCCAAGAAAGAGCUAAGAGAUUAGUACAAAAAGAAAAAGAAGUGGAAUUUGAAAAGCAAAGACAAUUAGAGGCAAAACUAGAAGAAAAACGAAGACAGCAACGGAAGAUUAAAGCGUUGUCAUUUAUUGAAGAUAUGUCUGAAGAAAGCGAAGUGGAAGAAGAAGACGAAGAAGAGGCAGAAGAAGAACCUAGCUUUCAACCUUUGCCUAAAAAAAUCAAAAAAAAUCCAGAUGUUGAUACUAGCUUUUUACCAGAUCGUGCCAGAGAAUCUGAAGAGAAUUGUUUACGAGAAACAUUAAGACAAGAAUGGACCGAUAAACAAAAAUGCUUAAAAGAAGAAGAAAUAAGUAUCACAUUCAGUUACUGGGAUGGUUCAGGUCAUAGACGUACAAUUGUUAUGAAAAAGGGUAAUACAAUUUAUCAAUUUUUACAAAAAGCACUAGAACAACUACGUCGUGAUUUUGGAGAGCUUAAAACUAUAAUGGCUGACCAAUUAAUGUAUGUUAAAGAAGAUUUGAUAUUACCACACCAUUAUUCGUUUUAUGAUUUCAUUGUUGCUAAAGCAAGAGGUAAAAGUGGUCCACUGUUCACAUUUGGUGUUCAUGAUGAUAUACGAAUGGUUAGUGAUGCUAGUUUAGAGAAAGAAGACUCCCAUGCAGGGAAAGUGUUAUUGAGAAAUUGGUAUGAAAGGAACAAACAUAUUUUUCCUGCUAGUCGAUGGGAACCAUUUGAUCCUUUAAAGACAUUUGCCAAAUACACAAUUAAAGACAAAACACAGAAACAUGAAGCAACACAAAAAAACUAA